This is a messenger RNA of Anopheles maculipalpis, 1383 nucleotides long. Its product is annotated as zinc finger protein draculin. Lineage: Eukaryota; Metazoa; Arthropoda; Insecta; Diptera; Culicidae. The transcript has 5 exons. Bases 1 to 1383 code for a protein of 460 amino acids. The record is from RefSeq and is a predicted model, not a curated record. Gene Ontology annotation, molecular function: zinc ion binding. Gene Ontology annotation, cellular component: nucleus.
AUGGAAUUUUCAUGUGUAAUAUGUGCGGAAGUGCAGAGCUUAUCGGAAGUUCGUAAUCUGGUGGACAUUUCUACAAUAUUUUACAAACUAACAGCGUUGGAGGUUGCCAAACUGGACAAUAUUCACCAACUGCUAAAAGUUUGCAGUCAAUGUUAUGGAAAGUUUGUUGAUUUUGAUAGUUUUCGUACGCUUUGUUUGGUGGCAUACGAAAAGCUUACCCAGUUCCAAACAGAUUCGUUAAAGGUUUGCACGAAAGAGAUUGAAGAACUAGCAGAUCAUCCUGAAUGUGAAAAAGAAGAACAUCAUAUUUAUUCACCGGCUGAUAACGAAUUACUCGAGAAAGUAGUAGUUGUUGAAAUAGACUCCUCAAACUAUGAUACAUUGUUGGAACAUGAAUCGGACGUAAGCGAUGAUAGUGAUGAGGAGGACAGCACAACACUAGAUUCUACUGAUCCAACAGUUCCCUCGAUACGGAAUGAUACCAAAACUGCAGACAACGAAGAGAGCAAACAAAACCGGAGAGCAUUGAACUGCGAUCUGUGUGAUCGAAAGUUUCGCUCCCAGGAUCGUUUAGAGGGACACAUACGGGAACAUCAGGGGCUGAAGCCAGCGCUCUGCCAGAUUUGUGGAAAGUCUUUUACGGAUUGGAAAAAUCUGAAGCGGCACAAGGACGAAAAGCAUCUGCAACGCAACCAGGGCGUUUUCCGGUGUGAUUACGAAGGAUGCACUUCAUCGUUCUCCUCAAGCAAGGUCCUGAAUGCGCACAAGAAGAGGCACGAUCCGAACUAUGUUAAACCCGUACCGAAGCCAUGUAUCUGCGAAACGUGCGGUAUUACAUACUCGUCCAAAGGAGCGUUAAAGAAACAUUUGUACAUUCACACGGGCGGUAUGCCGUUUCAUUGUGAGAAAUGCAACAAAAGCUAUCCUACCGCGUACAAGCUGAAGGUGCACAUCAUGCGACAUCAGGGCAUCAAAAACUACGAAUGUUCGUACUGUGGGUUGAAAAAAACUACCGCCGACGAGCUGAAGCUACACAUGAACUAUCACACCAAGGAGAAAGUGUUCAACUGCCACUUUUGUGGACAAACUUUUUUAACCUCAGGCAAUUUUUCGAGACACGUAAAGCUCGUACAUCGUGGCGAAAAGGAGUUCAAGUGCACGUAUUGCGUACGAUCGUUCGGCAAGGCGGAAACGUUGAAAAAUCACGUCAUGACACACACCGGUGAAAAGCCGUACAAAUGUACGAUCUGCUCGAAACAGUUCAUACAAGCACAUUCGUUGCAAAUUCACAUCAAAACGCAUGAUAAGAAGGGAGGUAAAUCUAAAGAGACUACAAUUGGGACGGAGGUACAGUUUGUAGCGUCCUCUAAUGGUGGCGAAUAG